Messenger RNA from Morchella importuna, 900 nucleotides. RefSeq lists its product as uncharacterized. Lineage: Eukaryota; Fungi; Ascomycota; Pezizomycetes; Pezizales; Morchellaceae. The coding region runs from base 1 to 900 and encodes 299 amino acids. The record is from RefSeq and is a predicted model, not a curated record. Gene Ontology annotation, cellular component: fungal-type vacuole; plasma membrane. The transcript has 3 exons.
AUGUCGCACACUAGCGCGAACAACACGAUCAUAGAUCCAAAGGACUGCACGUUCGAGACCUGCUCGAUCGAGGACUCAUACUUUGACUACCGGCCCUCACUCGCGCUCAACAGUCUGCUCAUUGCGCUGUUUGGGCUCUCUGUGGUGCUGUACCUCAUCCAGGGCAUCCGCUACAAGACAUGGAGCUUCCUCGCCGUGAUGCUGCUGGGGAAUAUUGGAGAGAUCAUUGGCUAUGCCGGACGAGUCAUGGGAUAUAAUAAUCCGUUUACAAUGGACCCCUUCUUGAUCCAAAUCUGCUGCCUCACCUUCGCACCUGCCUUCUUCGCCGCUGGCAUCUACCUCUGUCUCUCCCGGAUCGUCAUCAUCUUCGGCGCCGACAUCUCCCGCAUCCCCCCAAAGGCCUACACCUGGCUCUUCGUCACCUGCGACUUCAUCUCCCUUGUCCUCCAAGCCGCCGGCGGCGGCAUCGCCUCAGUGACCUCCCAAGACGGCGAGUCCCCCACGCUCGGCACCAACAUCAUGAUCACCGGCCUGGCCUUCCAGGUGUUUACACUCGCAAUGUUCAUGAUUCUGUGCGCCGAGUACGCGCUGCGCGUGGUGCGGCGCAAGGGCAGCCUCGACCCCACGCACGCGAAGCUCCGGGCCAGCCGCAAGUUCCGCGGGUUCUUGUGCGCGCUGGCGUUGAGCACCACGUUUAUCAUGAUUAGGAGCGUGUAUCGAGUUAUUGAGAUGGCGCAGGGGUGGAGCGGCGCGCUGAUGGCGGAUGAGACGCUGUUUUUUAUACUGGAGGGGGUGAUGGUCGUGUGUGCGGUGGGGGCGCUGAAUGUGUUCCAUCCGGGGUGGUGCUUUGGGGAGGGGUAUAGGGUUACGGAGAAGGGUGGGGAGGAGGAGUCGAUGUGA